CCACCAAGGUUAGAUUAAGAAGCCGGCUCCUGCAGGCCAACUUUUUUCAGCGGUCGCAGUGGCUGCUCGAAUUCGGUGAAGUUCAGACGUGUCCGUGCGUAGGUCUCGCGCCGCAACCCUGAUCAGUGCAGGCAGUUCAGUUGCAAAUCAUUCAAGUGCACCACUAGCCGCGGCAUGAAGAUCAGGACUAUACACCUGCGUGGAGUCUGCGAUUAAUAGUGUUUGUGUCAGUUUCUGUGCAACCUGACGCAAAACCUGGACUCGAUUCAGCACCAGUGCCGUGCCCGCCCAGCAUUUUGGAUUACGCCCCAUCGUUGUCACCACUUGACUGGUGAAUAUAAUUCGACAAUGUCGAGUCUUUACCACCUGAUGCCCGAAUCUUCAGACAAGAUGCAUUCGUCAGACGCGUUUGGCACUUCGUCAGUCGAGCUCGAUUGGAGCCCGAUGGACAUGCUGGACCAGGCGAGUUCCUUCAUCACACACAGCGCGCCCGGCAACCUGGACGACCUGGCCUCCAUCAUGAGCUGCAAGCAGCCGGGCAGCAGUCUGGACACCUUGUCCGAGUCCAUCUGGGACAAGUUCGACCUGCUCCACUACAUCCUGGACGAGAGCCCCCUCGACUCACUGGACGAAGACGAACUUCUGCCGGCGUCCGAGAUCGUCCGGCUGUCCAGCUCGCUGGAGAGCAACCCGUCUCCGAUCAGCGAGAUGCGCCACCACGACUGCAUGUGGGCCGGACUUUGCAGACACGAAGAGCACGGCGACGCCGACUUGAUGGUCACGCCGCCCUGCUCGCCGACCUUUGACAUCUGCGUGCCGUCCCCGGCCGUUCCGCGCAAGGUCAUCCCGGUGGUCACCCCUGCGGCACCCCGACCGACCAACUCGCGCAGUCUGCUGGUGCCCCGAAAGGAGCUGAAGAAGAUGGAAAAGCAGUCGUUCAUGGACCUCGAGCACCGUCCGGAGACGCCCGUCUCGGAUUUCGACGAGUCGUUCCACUCCAUGCGCUACUAUUCCAACAACGAGGACGAAGACUCGGAGACGGACAGCAUCCAGUCGUCGUCCGAGACAGAGGAGGACUGCGUCGAUUCUUCCACCAGCACCAUCGACUCGCGCUACCUCAACCACGGCCCCAGCUACAUCACCGACCACACGUACGGUCGACCGGCCUUCAGACAACCACCAGACACAAACAACUACGGACUCUGCACACCUUCCGAUUCUGAGGAGGAGAUCGAUGUGGUUAGUCUGCAAAAUGAGUUGACCCUGCCCGAGACGACCAUCAUCAAGGAGGAGUUGUGCUCCCCCGUCAAGAGGGCCAAGUUGACCCCAACAAAGCGGUCUGCGCGGCAGUCUGCUCGCGCCGCCCGCGCCUCCACCCUGGCGAGUAAACGCAGCAGUCAGUCGCAUGACUUCCAGGAGGAGCUGCAGAACUCGCUGGCGGCCAUGGCCGCCGAGGCGGCCAAGGACGUGGUGCCACCCCUGCGCCUGCGCCUCCAGCAGGCCGGCGCCAAGCGACGCAAGAGCGCCCCCGUCUCGUCGUCCGACAACUCUUCGGACAGCUCCUCGGACGACGCCACGCCCACCCUGAAGAGAGGCCACAAGCGCAGCCGGCUGAGCAAAAAGCUGUCAGCGGCGGCGCGCAAGCGAUGCGCUCAGGCGAGUUCGUCGGGCCGGAGCUCGUCGGACAGCGAGGAGCGCAGCGGGAAACGGACCAUGCACAACACGAUGGAGCGGCAGCGACGCGUCGACCUGCGCAACGCGUUCGAGUCGCUGCGCAAGUUCAUACCGGAGCUGCUCAACUCUGAGAAGGCGCCGAAAGUGACGAUCCUGCGCGAGGCCAGCAACUACUGCAUGGCCCUGCAGGAGGAGGAGGCCAGCCAGGAGCGCAUCAAGCGACAACUUCUGAAGCGGCAGGCGGCCCUGCGGCAGCGUCUGGCCGACGCGCGUCGCCACGUCGCCUCCGCGCGCAGAUAGACACUCACUUGGUGAACCAAAACAUUUGCCGCCGACUGCCAUAGCCGUAAUCGUGUUUGUAAAAAUUACUAUAGAGAAGAAAAAUGCUGCUCCGGAGAGGGACUAUCACAUUAAAUCAUGAUGUAAUUAGCUUGUGUAGCAGCAGCAAACACACUAGAUGAAUUUUUUUUUCUUUCUUUCUUUCUACGAGAUGUCUUUUUUUUGUACAUAAUUAGUCAGUUCGAGAGAGGUAUCACACCCCCUGCGCGAAAGCUUUACAUCCCCCUUUCUUUCCCGGUAGAUUGAUGGACGGUGAAGACGGCGUAUACGUUGCGUGAAAUACCAAAGUGGCUUUAGCUCAAAAUCGACUUUACUACGUAUAAUUGUCUAAGGAAAGUGAUAUUUAAAAGUAAAUUGUAAAUCGUUAAGGAUAAAGCCACUUGACGUAGCUAAGCUUCUUUCUACGAAAGAAGCGUAUUUAUAUGCAUAUAUAGAUGAAACACGCAGUAAGUAGUGCACGACGGUGAUUUGCGAUCAGAUUUAAUUCUAUUUAGCAAGUUUAACAAUAUCGCUCCCUGUAUUUAUAUAAUGAUAGAUAGCUGUGUGCGAAAAUGGCUCUAUAUUAUAAAAAUAAAAAACAAUCGUGUGCGUGGAAUGCGAAAAAGGUGGUAGUUUGGUCGAGCGAGCGAGCGCUGCCUUUGACGGCAGUGCUUUUUUUUUAUAAAAAUUGAUUGUGUUCAUUACUGUUAGAAGUGUUUUCUCGACUCGACUCUUCUCCUACUUCUGCAACUAAAGUGUACAUUGAUUGAUCCUUAGUUUAUCGUACAGUUUAUUUAAAAAAAAGGGGUUUUCGUUUGCGCUUCAUAAUCUUUAAUGAAAGAGAGUAAUGGUUAUGAAUAAUUAACACAACCAUUCUUUUUCUGUAAUUAUCUUGUCUUAUAUUUUUUGAGUUUAUUUUUUUGAAGAGUACAGCCGACUCGCUCGAAGUAUAUAUUAUUGAUUUCUCCGCCGCUCUGAUCAGUGUAUGUAACGUCUUCCACGAAAAUCUCUUCUUGGUUACGUUUUUUGUACAUAAAUAAAUAAAUGAAUGGCCGCGUUGACGAUGAACUUACUAGACACACUCUUGAUGAUUAUAUUCAGAGGCGCUUGACGCUUCGAAGCUCAACAUUUUUGAAACAAUUGCAAAUUGCCAUAUCAUAUCGUUUUAAGUUAGAAAAGUUUCCAGUUUGUGCAAAAUAAUAAAGUGGAAAUUUUUGAUGAAUUAAUUAAUUAAUCGAUCAAUUCGCUGCUCAUACACUGACACCGAGAGGUGAUAUAUGCGUUCACUUAGCUUUUUUUUUAUUAAUUUCAUUGAUGAUGUGCCUUUAUUGCGUCGACUUUUUAGUUGCCUCAUCUGCGCCCACGGCAAUAGUGUGAAUUGGCUUCAACGCGAGUUCAAAAUACCAGUACAACUUGUAAUGAUUACAAUAGAGGUUCUCUCAAAAGUCACCGACUCUUUUUUGAAAAUUUGAUCGUGUUACUAUAAACGAUGUCAAGUACAAAUUCGGUGAAGUACUAAUUAGUUGGGUUGUUUCCGCUGAAAUUAUUCUAAAAAAAUUUAAGAUUUCUACAGAAUUCACCUCAAUUUAUGCAAACAACUCGGGCGUAGAUGACAGUCAGUCACAAUUUUAUAGUGUUUUUUGUGCACACUCACACACACAUACACACACACAACACUUUCUUAGACACACAACACACUCAUACACCUUUGCUCUGAGUAAUAAUACCGACCGAUCGGACCGAAUUAGGCAGAAAUUGACUAAUCAUAUGAAAUUUGCUACCUAGAUAUAAUAAAAUGUAGUGUAAGAGAUUUUUAUAAUAUGAUUACUAUUGUAACAAUAUUAUGAUUACUAAAGACAAGAAAUUUAGGGUUAAAAUUGAGUAUUGUACCUGUCAGAGGAAAGAGUUUUUAUUUAAUUAAAGAUUAGUACACACUUCUACUUUUUUGGAAAAAAAUUGAGAAAAAUGUUAAAAAUAGAGAAAGAUCCGCCACACGAGAGUAUAUUUUUCCUUCGGAUAAAAGUUUGUGAAAAUAACAGUGACUAUUUAGAAUCUC
Neocloeon triangulifer is the source of this 4048-nucleotide messenger RNA. RefSeq lists its product as uncharacterized. Gene Ontology annotation, biological process: regulation of transcription by RNA polymerase II. The transcript has 3 exons. Bases 349 to 1974 code for a protein of 541 amino acids. Gene Ontology annotation, molecular function: DNA-binding transcription factor activity, RNA polymerase II-specific; protein dimerization activity; RNA polymerase II cis-regulatory region sequence-specific DNA binding. Lineage: Eukaryota; Metazoa; Arthropoda; Insecta; Ephemeroptera; Baetidae. The record is from RefSeq and is a predicted model, not a curated record.